Messenger RNA from Drosophila guanche, 1692 nucleotides. RefSeq names its product membrane-bound alkaline phosphatase (gene Alp10). Lineage: Eukaryota; Metazoa; Arthropoda; Insecta; Diptera; Drosophilidae. The record is from RefSeq and is a predicted model, not a curated record. Gene Ontology annotation, molecular function: alkaline phosphatase activity. The coding region runs from base 37 to 1656 and encodes 539 amino acids. Gene Ontology annotation, biological process: dephosphorylation. The transcript is spliced from 3 exons.
GUCUAAUUUCGACAGUCGAACGGCAACCGUCUGAAGAUGCAGAAAACUUUUGUGCUCCACACUUUGUGCGCUCUGCUGGCCCUCGUGGCUUUGGUCUCUGCAGCGGCACAGCCCCCCAAAGUGCGCAAGGGCCUGACCGAGGAGCAGGAGAUUGGUGGCGUACAACAUCCACGACUGCUGCCAUCACGCGACUUUGUGGCACUUGAGGAGGAGCUGGAAACACGUUUCUGGCACGAUAAGGCCCAGACAAUAUUGGCCGAUAAGCUGGCCAGCCAUAAAAAGCUAAACGAGAACCGUGCCAAGAAUGUGAUCAUGUUCCUGGGUGACGGCAUGUCGGUGCACACGAUUGCGGCCACACGUGCCUUCCUCGGGGAUAGCAACAAGCAGGUUUACUUUGAGAAGUUCCCCUACCUGGGACUCUCCAAGACUUAUGCCGUGAACGAGCGCACCCCGGACUCGGCGAGCACGGCCACGGCCUACCUGUCGGGCGUCAAGGCCAACUACGGCACCAUUGGCGUCAAUGCCCAGGUGGAGCGUGCGGAUUGUGUGCGUGGCGCUGAUGCCAGCACCCACACCCAGAGCAUUGCCCAGUGGGCGCAGGAGGCGGGCAAGUGGGCGGGUCUGGUGACCACAGCCCGCGUGACGCAUGCCUCCCCAGCGGGCGUGUACGCUCACACCGCAGAGCGUAACUGGGAGCACGAUGGUUUGAUCACCGAUUCGGGCUGCAGCUCGGAGCUGAACAUGGACAUUGCCCGCCAGCUGGUGGAGUGGAGCGUGGGCCGGGAUCUGCGCGUGAUCAUGGGCGGUGGUCGUUCCUAUUUCCGCGAUCAUACGAUGCACGACGAGGAGGGCAACAAGGGACUGCGCAACGAUGGACGCGAUCUGAUCAAGGACUGGCAGGAGGACAAGUCGAAUCGUGGUGCCAAGGGGGAAUAUGUUUGGUCACUGAAGGGCCUCCGGGAAACGGAUCUCAACAAGACCGACUACCUGCUGGGUCUCUUUGAUGCCUCACAUCUGCCCUACCACGGCGAUCGGAAGCGCUCCCAUUUGGAGUACGCCGAGCCCUCGCUCUCCGACAUGACAGAGUCUGCGAUCAAACUGUUGAGACGCAAUGAUGAGGGCUACUUUUUGUUCGUGGAGAGCGGCCGGAUCGACAUGGCGCAUCAUGCCACGCUGGCACACAAAGCGCUGGAGGAUACGGAGCAGUUUGCUGCGGCUGUAAAGCUGGCCAGGGAUCUAACCAACGAGGAGGAUACACUGAUUGUGGUCACAUCGGAUCACUCGCAUACCAUGUCCAUCAAUGGUUAUCCUUACCGCCGCCAGAACAUCUUCUCUUUGGCACCCAAUCUAGCUGAGGAUGAGCUGCCCUUUACCAUUCUCUCGUAUGCCAAUGGCCCUGGCAGCACAGCAAACACCUACAGCGCCAGCACUGGCCGCGUGGAUCUCUCCCAUGUGGACACAACGUCAGCGGACUUCCGUUUCCAGGCCACCGUGCCAUUGAGCAGCGAGACCCAUGGCGCCGAGGAUGUGGCCGUGUUUGCCUCGGGCCCCUACGAGCAUUUGUUCACGGGCAACUACGAGCAGAGCAGCAUUCCCGCGAUGAUGGCAUUUGCCGCCAAUAUGGGUCCCUUUUCGAAGGAUAAACUCAAUGAGUGAUUUUUAAAUAAAAGAAAAGAGUCUGAUAUGCAAAGC